Sinocyclocheilus rhinocerous is the source of this 2310-nucleotide messenger RNA. It is a transcript of the gene ptrh1, whose product is annotated as peptidyl-tRNA hydrolase 1 homolog. Lineage: Eukaryota; Metazoa; Chordata; Actinopteri; Cypriniformes; Cyprinidae. The coding region runs from base 451 to 1239 and encodes 262 amino acids. Gene Ontology annotation, molecular function: peptidyl-tRNA hydrolase activity. The record is from RefSeq and is a predicted model, not a curated record. The transcript is spliced from 5 exons.
UAUAAAAAACACCUUUACAAAUUAAGCUCCUAAAAUGGUCAAGACACCUGUUAUUGCCAUCCACAUCAUUUAAUGUUUCAGUUUGACAUAUACUUCAAAACCGCUGUGGGAUAGACAGAGGCAAAUGUUACACUUCGCCCUGAUAUUUUGCUCGUUAAGGGGGAUUUUACAGGUGAAAUCUGGCAAUCUCGCAACACACUUGGAUCGGAGAACGGGGUCCACUGAUCCACGCGAAUGAAUCGCAAUCCUAUCGUAAACAAAACUUAUUUAAAUUAAUACAUAUGCCCGAUAUAUAUAAAUUGCCGUUGCUGUGUUUUGCAGUUACUUUUAUUCCGUGAUAUAAAAGUCCACCGUUUGAGAUCUGUCUGAUGAAAGUCGUUCCGAAACUGUGUAACAUACCGGUAUCGUAAACUACUCACCAUGACUCAUAAUGAGUAACACCACGUUGCGAUGCGAGGUAAAGUCUGGGCGGCUGUGACACAAGCUUUUAAACUGCCAAUGGCUCUCAUAAGGCGGAUGAUAACAAAACUGAUCAAUCGAGUGUUGAUGAGCAGGCUGCCAUCGCCGAAGAUGGCUGGUCAAACGAUAGUUGACUGUAAUAGAAGGAAAAUGGUUGUUGGGCUGGGAAACCCUGGCAUGAAUGGCUCUCGACAUAGUGUUGGUAUGGCUGUGCUCACAACGUUAGCUGAACGUUUGGGAGCGCCGGAUAGCUGGAGAUCUGACCGACAGGUUUCAGGAGAGGUCAUUGUGACAAAUCUUCAAGAUAUCCAGUUGGUUCUUCUUCGACCCAAGUUGCUAAUGAACGUCAAUGGUGUGAGUGUGGCAAAAGCUGCCAGCAAAUAUUUAAUUUCACCCGAACAUAUUCUCUUGAUUCACGAUGAGCUUGACAAACCACUUGGAAAGUUCGGCAUUAAACAUGGUGGAAGUGCAAGGGGUCACAAUGGUGUGAGAUCAUGUGUGGACUGCCUUCAUACUGAUAUGAUGCCACGGUUGCGUAUUGGUAUUGGGCGGCCAUCGGGUAAAACGCCAGUUGACCGUUAUGUUUUGGGACGUUUUUCACAAGAGGAACAAAAUGUUCUAGACUCUGUCAUGAAGCAGAGUGUAGAUGUUCUGCUGACAUAUAUCACAGACUCGCAACCCCAGACUUCUCCAGCAGAGGGAAGAAGAGCGUCACAUAAGAAUAAAUCCAGGACGCUUUCACCACCUCAGGACACCACAGAAGAGCAGAAACAGAGCUGACCUACACAUGAGAUGUUUGAUAACUGUAUUUCUUUUCUGAAGGAGUUGAGUUUUAUGAUGCCAUGUUUAGAUCCCCAGAAGAGGGAAGGAAACUGUCAUAAAGGACAAAACCAAAAUUGACAUCAAUGCAUAGUCAUUUUUGAUAACUCUGUACUGAAGGAGUUGAGCUUUGUUAGGUCUCUUCCAUAUUUUGAAGUUCAGUAUAUUGGGAGGCAGCAGCCUGCAUGUUAUGCUCUAUUAUAGUAUCUAAAACAGGUUUUCCCAAAUUUGGAUUUGCAAACCCCUAGAGGUUUCUGGAGGAAAUGCAGAAGAUUCAAUAAAUUAGAAAUGCCAAUGCAGUAUUGAAGUAAAAAUGUAUAUGGCUUUAAAAAAAAAACAUGUAAAAUGGAUUAAAAUAAAACAACCAUAAGUAAAUAAACAACAGAAAUUUGGCAUGUAAGGAAAAAUUCUGUAUACUUUGAAAGGUUACAUCAUCAUAUUACAUCAAAUAUCAGAGUGUUUAUGUAAAUAACUUUUUUCAUAGGUGUCAAUUUAGCAAAACAGUUUGGAAACCCCUGGUUUAAAACCUGGACGACACUGACCUCACUAUGAUCCUCUAGUGUCAUUUCAUGUGAUUGGGUGUUUUUUGAAAUUCAUUCAAUGCACUAUAUUGUGGUGUUUUCCUCACGAUGUUCAACGAGAGGUUUCCAAACACUUCAAACAUUUCUGAUAUUCAGAGAACCGUGUUACUUCAGAAAUGUGUGCUUGAAUGUUUAAUAUAAGAAUGCACCAAAAAUCUGUUGUUAAAUCGUUUUUUUUGUUCCUUCUUUUAUAAGUCGCUAUGGAUCAAAGUGUCUUCGGCUAAACGCAGAAAUGUAAAAGUAUUUUAAACUUGCCAAAAAAAAAAAGGGUUUUAAAAUAAAUAUGACGUAAAAUAAAUAUUUCAGAUUCUAGGUAACAAAUAAGUAAAUUAUGUCAUGGAUCAUGUGGCUCUUUAUCCAGACAUUUAGAUGUUCUUCCAUUGAAGCUCAAGAUGUUCUUUGGAUCAUCUCAAACCAUGCCGGAGAACAAACCUGUUGAGUUCAUGUAGGU